AUGAGCAGCGACGACACCGUUGCCCAAAUCAUCGUCAACAGCCUGUACAAUGCCGGCGUGCGCCUGGUGUUUGGGGUUCCCGGGGCCAAGAUCGACGCCAUCUUCGACUGCCUGAUGGACCACCCGGAGAUCAAGCUCGUCGUGGCGCGGCACGAGCAAAACGCCGCGUUCAUGGCCGCCGCCGUGGGUCGCAUCACGGGCAUCCCGGGGGUGUGCAUCGGCACCAGCGGUCCCGGGGCGUCGAACCUCGCGACGGGGCUCGUGACGGCGACGACGGAAAACGACCCCGUGGUGGCCCUGGUGGGCUCGGUUCCGCGGCACAUGAACCUCAAGCGCACGCACCAGAGCAUGCGCGCGCUCGACAUCCUGGGCCCGACGGCGAAGGCGGCCGUGGGCAUCGACGUCGAGGACCAGGCCGCCGAGGUGCUGGUCAACGCGUUCCGCACCGCCAACGCCGCGCCCAAGGGCGCCGCCGUCAUCUCGAUCCCGCAGGACGUCGCGAGGAACAAGUCGACCAUCCUGCCCUUUCCCAGCGCCGCGUUCGUGCCGCCUCUGUACGGCCCCGCGGCGCUGCCGAAGCUCGACCAGGUCGUGCGGAUGAUCGAGGGCGCCAAGUUGCCCGUGCUGUUUCUGGGCAUGAGGGCGAGUAGUCCGCGCGUGGUCGGGGCGGUGCGACGCCUGCUCUCGAAAUUCCCGCUGCCGACAAUCGAGACCUUCCAGGCCGCCGGCGCCGUGCCCAGGGAGCUGGUGCACCUGUUCUACGGCCGCGUGGGCCUGUUCCGGAACCAGGUCGGCGACAAGCUCCUCUCGCGCUCGGACCUGGUGCUCGCCGUGGGCUACGACCCCGUCGAGUACGACGCCAAUCUGUGGAACCCGCACGGCGCCGCCAACAUCGUGCACAUCGACUUCACCGCCUGCGACUACGGCACCUACUACCACCCAGUCCAAGAGCUGUUGGGUUCCGUCGUCGAGAACAUCUCGUACCUGGCCGACCACCUCUCCCGCAUCUCCGAACCCUCUACCAUCUCGCAACUCUGUCAGGGUCUGAGCGACGAGUAUACCCUGUGGCAGGAGAGGCCCGAGGCGAAAGGCUCAUCGAACCCGGCGGGGCUGGUCCAUCCGCUGCAUUUCAUCACCACCUUGCAGCGGAUGGUGGACAAGGAUACUACUGUCUGUGUGGAUGUGGGUUCUGUGUACAUCUACUUUAUGCGAUUCUUCUUCGCCUACGAGCCGCGCCGGCUGCUGUGUUCCGACGGCCAACAAACCCUCGGCGUCGCGCUCCCCUGGGCCAUCGCGGCCUCCCUGACCCAAACCCCAACGCCCUGCUCUGAGAAAGUAAUCUCCGUCUCCGGCGACGGCGGCUUCAUGUUCUCGGCCCAGGAACUCUCCACGGCCGUCCAACAAGGGUGCGACAUCACGCACGUCAUCUGGAACGACCACGCCUACAACAUGGUCGAGUUCCAGGAGGUGAUGAAGUACGGGCGCGCCAGCGGCGUCAAGCUCGGCGGCGUGGACUUUGUGGCAUUCGCGGCGAGUUUUGGCGCCAAGGGGUUCCGUGUCGAGAGGGCCGAUCAGCUUGAGCGCACGCUCGGGGAGGCGCUGGCGUAUAAGGGCGUGAGUAUUGUGGAUGUGCAGAUUGAUUAUUCGGGGAAUAUCGAGUUGGCCAAGAAUGUGAUUGCGGAUGAGUGGAAUUGA
Messenger RNA from Fonsecaea multimorphosa CBS 102226, 1695 nucleotides. RefSeq lists its product as uncharacterized. The coding region runs from base 1 to 1695 and encodes 564 amino acids. The transcript has 3 exons. NCBI's taxonomy places the organism in Eukaryota, Fungi, Ascomycota, Eurotiomycetes, Chaetothyriales, Herpotrichiellaceae. Gene Ontology annotation, molecular function: acetolactate synthase activity; flavin adenine dinucleotide binding; thiamine pyrophosphate binding. Gene Ontology annotation, cellular component: acetolactate synthase complex. Gene Ontology annotation, biological process: L-valine biosynthetic process; butanediol metabolic process. The record is from RefSeq and is a predicted model, not a curated record.